GCCCUUGCGCCAACCGCGCGGCGCCCACGCGCGUGCUCGGUGGGGACGCGGAACCUCCGCCUCCGGCCGCCGGCGCGGCCUUCCAUGCCGGCUCCGGAACUAGACUUCUGUUUUUCCGCUGCCUCGCCCCAGGCUCACUCGGCCGCAACCCCAGUGUCUGCGCCGCGGCGGCCCCUGCUCCGUGGGCCGCGGACGCUCCGGCCCGAUGCUGCGCUGGCUGAUCGGAGGAGGCCGCGAGCCGCAGGGCCUGGCAGAGAAAGCUGCUUUGCAGACAGUAGGGGAGGACCAAGGUCAGAACCCGUACACUGAGCUGCUGGUACUGAAGGCUCAUCGCGACAUUGUGCGCUUCCUGGUGCCGCUAGAUGACGUCAGAUUUGCAUCUGCUGGCGAUGAUGGAAUUAUCAUUGUGUGGAAUGCCCAGACAGGAGAAAAACUUGUGGAACUCAGAGGACACACUCAGAAGAUAACGGCUGUCGUGGUGCUCCCUCCCCUAGACUCCUGUGAGGCCAGCAGUCAGCUUAUCCUGACAGCCUCUGCUGACCGGACUGUCGGAGUUUGGGAUUGUGACACCGGCCGACAAAUCCAGAGAGUCACGUGCUUCCAGUCUACUGUAAAGUGCUUAACUGUCCUUCAGCGACUGGACGUUUGGCUCUCAGGUGGCAGUGACCUAGGCGUGUGGAACCGAAAAUUAGAUCUGCUGUGUAAGACCAGCCACCUUUCCGAUACAGGCAUCAGUGCUUUGGUUGAAAUCCCUGGGAAUUGUGUCGCUGCAGCAGUGGGCAGAGAAUUGAUAAUUUUUAGGCUCGUAACACCCACAGAAGAAUUGCCAGAAUGGGAUAUUAUUGAAGUUAAACGCCUUCUUGAUCACCAGGACAAUAUUCUGUCAUUGGCUAGCAUCAAUGAUACAAGCUUCGCCACUGGCUCCCACGUGGGGGAGCUGAUCGUCUGGGAUGCCCUGGACUGGGCUGUGCAGGCCUAUGAGCGCACCUUCUGGAGCCCGACUGCACAGCUGGAUACUCAGCAGGAAAUAAAGCUAUGCCAAAAACAAAACGACAUUUCUAUUAAUCAUUUCACAUGCGACAAAGAGAAUAUAUUUGCUGCGGUUGGAAGGGGGUUAUAUGUGUAUAACCUACAGUUGAAGCGUGUGAUUGCCUGCCAGAAAACCGCACAUGAUUCCAACAUCCUACACAUUGAUAAACUUCCAAACAGGCAGUUAAUCUCAUGCUCAGAAGAUGGCGCUGUGCGCAUGUGGGAGGUCCGAGAAAAACAGCAGCUGGCCGCCGAGCCUGUCCCAACAGGAUUUUUUAACAUGUGGGGAUUUGGAAGAGUAAACAAACAGGCCAGCCAGCCUGUUAAAAAACAGGAAGAAAACGUCACCACGUGUUCCCUGGAGCUCAUCGGAGAUCUGAUCGGACACUCGUCGUCCGUCGAGAUGUUUCUAUACUUUGAGGAUCAUGGGCUAGUGACAUGCUCUGCAGAUCACCUCAUUAUUUUGUGGAAAAAUGGAGAGCGAGAAUCUGGAUUACGCAGCUUGAAGUUAUUUCAGAAGUUAGAAGAGAACGGCGACUUAUACCCAGAGUCUACUUGAAGGAGCUGGAGAAGGAUGCACAGGCGAGCCCUGCACACGUCAACACACUUCUCUGAAAACCAUCAACACAUCGAUCCCUUAUGUACUGUUUUCUUGCCCAUGAAGUUCUGUCGGUCUGUCAGCAAUAUGUGUCCACCCAAGAACAUAGCACAUGUUCUUGCUGCUGUGCAACUAGUGGGCACUGUGUUCUAUCUCUUAAAACAGAAAAAAAAAGAUAAAUGUAAAGUUGUCACAUAUUA
Molecule: messenger RNA, 1827 nt
Organism: Apodemus sylvaticus (European woodmouse)
Lineage: Eukaryota; Metazoa; Chordata; Mammalia; Rodentia; Muridae
Gene: Wdr41
Product: WD repeat domain 41
Exons: 13
Coding region: 206-1588 (460 amino acids)
Biological process (GO): regulation of autophagy
Cellular component (GO): lysosomal membrane
Molecular function (GO): protein binding
Source: RefSeq, a predicted model, not a curated record